UAAAGUAACCAUGGUUAGCAAAGAACAGUGUCCGCAAGGCACAGAAGAUUAACCAUGGUUAAGUUAAGUAACUUGCUGAUCGUAGUAAGAGGUGUUUGCGGUGGGAUCAUUUGCGUUGGUCGUAUUAAAGAAGGACGAGGGGAGUUGCUUGCUCUUAUCAACCUAAACAAAUUUACAUUUAUGUGAUUGUGAUCUUAUGAAUAUCUUGUUAAGUUCUGCUUGAUAUUUCAACCUCAACUUCGCUUUGACUGUCAUCUGUUUACCCUCUCUGGCCUAUAUCUAGGAUUUUGUUUUUGCAAUUAAUCUUGUUCAAGAUUUCACUUCUCUUGUAAUGUGAUAGAAAGCCAGAUCUUCAACACCUGCAAAGAAUUGUUUAAAACACAACCAGCAAGUUCAACCAGAAAACAAGCAACCCAGCAAACCAGUGAACACACAGCUAAGUCAGAAUUUAACGAAGAGGCAAUUGCAAUACAGGAGAUCACUGCUUUUUAUUUACUGAGAACAUCAGGGUUUGCACAAAAUUCUCCAGCAAAGUUCCAAAUUAAGGAAGGAAAGAAAAUCCAGCGAUGUGAGGAGCUGGGACCCUCCCAAUUAGCCAAAGGCUGGCUAACCUAAAACAAUAUCGGGGGAGGAAAAAUAACAUUGGCCCGCAAAUUCAAUAUCUCAAGUUCAAUUUAGCUUUCCAAGACUGAGUUUCUCGCAGACACAAUUUGAUUUAGAAAAUGGGCCUCUCAAGUCUUCCAGCUCCAUCUGAAGGAGUGCUGUGUGUAAUUUUAGUAAACACUGCUCUGUCAAUCUCAAUUGUUAAAGGCAUAGUCCUAUCGAUCCUCCAAGUUGUUGGUAUCCAUCUUUCCGAGUCAUCACCUUCAUCCACAUCCUCUGAUUCACCUCAACCCACCAGUGAAUCAUAUGAUGGACGUUUAAGUCCUCCAGUUAACUACGUUGAAGAGUUCCGGAGCCAGAACCCUGCAAUUCUGUUUGAUACUUUGUGCCUAUGUAAACAUCAUGAACAAGAUUGUUCAGUAUGUUUGACACAGUUUGAGCCAGAAUCAGAGAUCAACAGGUUGUCUUGUGGUCAUCUGUUUCAUAAAGUGUGCUUGGAGAAGUGGCUGGACUAUUGGAAUGUAACAUGCCCUCUUUGCAGGACACCAUUGAUUCCUGAACCUGAAGAGGAUGCAUCUUGCUUAUGGUAAAGUGUUUUUGUAGUUGGAUGACUCUCAGAAAACUUCAUGUACAGCGUGUAGUGUAAAGGUACCUUCGUGCAUGUAUCGGCUGGGGCAUGUAGCCGGAUGCAUGUUUUAUUUGCGAGUUGAAGCUUGAUACUUUGAUGGGUCGAUGAGAAACCAAAUUUUAUUGUAUAUAUUGUGAGGUUUCUGAUGUUCUAU
Molecule: messenger RNA, 1385 nt
Organism: Mangifera indica (mango)
Lineage: Eukaryota; Viridiplantae; Streptophyta; Magnoliopsida; Sapindales; Anacardiaceae
Product: probable E3 ubiquitin-protein ligase XERICO
Exons: 3
Coding region: 723-1193 (156 amino acids)
Source: RefSeq, a predicted model, not a curated record